CCUGACAUAGAGGACUGGAGCUAUAAAGCCAGCCUUUUCAUCCACUCCAGCUUCAGUCUUAAACAUUCCUCAACUUCAGCUGUCAGGUUAAGCGCUUCACUCUGAAAUCAUGGCCAAGGACAUGACUCUGCUGUGGGGCUCCGGAUCUCCUCCCUGCUGGAGGAUAAUGAUCGCUCUGGAGGAGAAGAACCUGCAAGGAUACAACCAAAAACUGCUCUCCUUUGAGAAGGGGGAGCACAAGUCAAAGGAAGUCAUGGACAUUAACCCCAGGGGUCAGCUUCCUGCCUUCAAAUGUGGGGACAAAAUCAUCAAUGAGUCAUGCGGUGCAUGCUUCUUCCUAGAGUCCAAGUACAAGUCACAGGGAACCAAGCUGAUCCCUGACUGCGAUGCGGAACAAGCAUUGAUGUUCCAGCGUGUGUUUGAGGUUAACACAUUCGGAGACAAAAUGGCAAAUGUUAUCUACUACAACUGGAAGGUCCCAGAGGGAGAGAGACACGAAUCUGCCAUUAAGAGAAACAAAGAAGCUUUGACCGCUGAGGUCAAGCUUUGGGAGGGAUACCUGCAGAAGACAUCAAGUGGUUUCCUGGCAGGAAAGAACUUUUCCCUGGCCGACGUGAUUGUUUUUCCAGCCAUUGCUUAUCUCUACCGCCAUGGGCUUUCUGAAGAGCGGUACCCAAAACUGACAGAAUACUAUAAAAAUCUGAUGAACAGACCCAGCAUCAAAGCCACCUGGCCUCCUACUUGGAAGGAGACACCAGGACAGGACAUACUUAAAGACAUCUGAGAUUCAGAUGCUCUUUGGUUAACCAGCUAACGUUUCAUAUUUUUUAACAUCAUUUGUUUCUGAAACUGUCUGAUUCUCAUUGUGAUGUGAACAAAAAGCAAUAAAAAAAGUUUCAGUUUUGUCUGCUUUA
This is a messenger RNA of Neolamprologus brichardi, 914 nucleotides long. Its product is annotated as glutathione S-transferase A-like. Gene Ontology annotation, biological process: glutathione metabolic process; L-phenylalanine catabolic process. Lineage: Eukaryota; Metazoa; Chordata; Actinopteri; Cichliformes; Cichlidae. Gene Ontology annotation, cellular component: mitochondrion. Gene Ontology annotation, molecular function: maleylacetoacetate isomerase activity; glutathione transferase activity. The record is from RefSeq and is a predicted model, not a curated record.